Molecule: messenger RNA, 1881 nt
Organism: Canis lupus familiaris (dog)
Lineage: Eukaryota; Metazoa; Chordata; Mammalia; Carnivora; Canidae
Gene: EFHD1
Product: EF-hand domain family member D1
Exons: 4
Coding region: 16-750 (244 amino acids)
Cellular component (GO): mitochondrial inner membrane
Molecular function (GO): calcium ion sensor activity
Source: RefSeq, a predicted model, not a curated record
GCGUCCCGGGUCGCCAUGGCCCUCCCGGAGCUGGCGCUCAAGCUGCAGCGGCGACUGCAGCGGGAGGCGGCGGCGGCGGCGGCGGAGGAGGAGGAGGAGGGCCCCCCGCAGGCGGAGCCCCGCGCCCCGGCCGCGCGGGACCCGGAGCCCGACCUCCCGGGCCGGGCGCCCCCCGGCAGCGCGGACGCCGAGCUGAGCGCGCAGCUCACCCGCCGGCUGCACAUCAACGCGGGCGCCGCGCGGCCCCGCCGCUGCAGGGUCUUCCACCCCUACUCCGAGUUCCCCGAGCUCAGCCGCCGCCUCGUCAAGGACCUGGAGAACAGGUUCAAACUGUAUGACUCUGGACGGGAUGGCUUCAUUGACCUGAUGGAGCUGAAGCUGAUGAUGGAGAAGCUGGGAGCUCCCCAGACCCACCUGGGCCUGAAAAACAUGAUCAAGGAAGUAGAUGAGGACUUUGAUGGCCGGCUCAGCUUCCGUGAGUUCCUGCUCAUAUUCCACAAGGCUGCAGCUGGGGAGCUGGAGGAGGAUAGCGGGCUGAUGGCGCUGGCAAAGCUCUCGGAGAUCGAUGUGGCCCAGGAGGGCGUCAAAGGUGCCAAGGACUUCUUUGAAGCCAAGGUCCAAGCUUUGUCCUGUGCCAGUAAGUUUGAAGCUGAGCUAAAAGCCGAGCAAGAUGAGCGGAAGCAGGAAGAGGAGAAGAGGAGGAUCCGCCAGGCGGCCUUCCGGGAGCUCAAGGCGGCCUUCAGUACUUAGGCUGUCUUGACCUCCAUCCACAGUGCCUCACAGAUGCCCCCAAGAGAGCUGGCUGGGCAUCUUCACCCCUGCCCCCCCUGCCCCCCAACCAGCCUCUGCCCCACCACCCAAUGCAAGCUCCUUAGCCUCACGGGGUGAGCCCCUCCCAAGGGUCCCGGGAUGAGCCAACUGCCUCCCUUGCUUCUCUUUCCUGACCCCUUUCCUCUGUAGCCAGAUUGUGCCUCUACUUGGCAGUUUGUACUUUUUCCUUGUCCCUUUGCCAUUCUGCAUCAAAGAGUGUUAAUUUGUGCAGAUCUUUCUUUCUUUGAUGGCCCUCAGAGGAUAGUCCCUGGAGGGCUCUGAUGUUAACGUGGCCUGUUUUCUUGGGUAAUUCUCUGGCCCUCUCCUCUCUGGGUCCCCCUCCUCUUUGUUGGCCAUCCGACUUCCCUAUUUUCCUUCUGAGCCUGAUUCUGCCCGUUGCUUUUGCAUCUUCUGUCCUUUUUUGAUGGUAAGGUUUAAGGCAAACCAGGCUGGACCACUGCCUGUCCUCUCUUCAACAGGAGGAGUGGCACACUGCUGAGAUGACAAAAUAGAAGAAAAAUAGAACAUUCUGUUCCUUCCUAUCACCUUUCUCCUGUCCUCCUAGCAGUCUCCCACGACCCACCCUCUUCAUCCCCCCUCCAUUCGUUUGUUUUCAUUUCACCCUUUCCUCCUACUCUUAAAUACUAUGCUAUUUACCUGAAAGAAAAAGAGAAUUACCAGAAGUGCUAUUAAUGCGUAGAAGAAUCCCUGUUAAUUCUGACUAUGCAAAUUAUAUUACAGCAGACCCCUAUACUCCCAAGUGACAAAUCCAGAGCUUUUCAAAAUCCCCAAAGUCAUGACCAUCCUCAUCUGGCCAGUUUCCAACUUUUGCUCCCAAGAUGUCAAGAUGAAACUGUUCCUACCCCCACUGAAAAUUUUUAUGCAUUGUGUGCUCUUGGGAUUGCUCUCAAAUGCCAGGGGGUUUGUAUUUUUAAAAAAUAAUUCCUAGCGUCAUAUUUAUUACUUCUCUUUUGUAACUGCUGUCUUUAUAACAGGAAAACAUCUGCAUUUCUACUUUACAGCUGUCUCUUUUUAAAUAAACCAUGCAAAUGGACUUUGCCAUCACAUCAA